Messenger RNA from Theobroma cacao (cacao), 2079 nucleotides. It is a transcript of the gene ETG1, whose product is annotated as E2F target protein 1 (ETG1). Gene Ontology annotation, molecular function: chromatin binding. NCBI's taxonomy places the organism in Eukaryota, Viridiplantae, Streptophyta, Magnoliopsida, Malvales, Malvaceae. The record is from RefSeq and is a predicted model, not a curated record. Gene Ontology annotation, biological process: DNA-templated DNA replication.
UUCAGUAUCCUCGCAUCUCAGCCUCACACAGCUGAAAUGGCGGGAAGAUUGGGCGGGAAAAGCUACCCACCUUCUCACUUUUAGCGCGGGAAGUGAGUUUGGCAAGUGAGGAAGUGUCAAACGAAUCGGUCGAUCAGAUAGAUAGAGAGAGAUGGGCGGUCCACCGUACGAUUGCGUGGCCAACCCACUGGGAGCCGUCCGAUUGACAUUCGAGAAGGCGAUAGGGUCAGGGACCCAGACCCAUCCAUCCGCCUUUGACGGCAAGGACUGGGGUGCCCUUGACCUCUUCCGCCACUUCCUCUUCCAGGAAUCGGGGCUCUCCCAGGUUCCCAUCCUUAAUCCGAAGACUAUGAGAUGGGUUCAGCCCUACACUCUUGUCCGUUACCGGGGCAUGAUCCAGGACAUGUUGGGAAAUGAAAUCUAUGUUGGUGCUUACAAGGAUGGGAAUUUAUGGAGGACCAACAAGUUCAUGGAUAUUUCCCAAUACCCAAUGGGAUCCUCUCCUGAUAUGUGUGUUUGGGAACGCCGUUUGCUCUACUGUGUUCCUGUUCCAGGACAGAGUUCAUGGACUGAAACUUCUUGUGAAAUGGAUCUUAAUCAAGGCAUGGAUCAGUCAUCACAAAACAGGGGGAAGCGGCGUAGGAUGGAUGAUGAAGAUGAUCCCAUGGAUGUGGUGCCUGAUGAUGAGAUUAAAAGCUCUCCGACUACCAAGAAGAUGAGAGAAGAUGGAUUUCCUUCCUCUUCACCAGAGUCAAGGGAUUCUAAAACUGGAAGCUCUUGUACCAGCAUGGCUACAUUUCAAUAUGUUGACAAAGAUUACCUUCCUUGUCUAGUAAAGAUAUAUGAUUGUCCAGAGUCAGAGUUGAAGUUGAAUGAUGUUGUUGAGUUUAUUGGGGUCCUCACUUUUGAUUCAGAACUUGCACUUGAGAAGGAUGAUGAGUUAUCAAACAGUUUCUAUGACGAUGCACUGGUGUACUUGCCCCCUAAUAAGGUCCCGCGCUUGCACUGUAUUAUACAUAGGAAGCUUGCAGUCCAUGACUUUCUGCAAGGCUUCCCAAUAAUGGAGCCAAAGCCACAUUUGGUGAAAGAGAUAAGGGAAGCUCUGUUCAGGCAUCUUACAGUUGUUCUUGGAAAUGAUGGGGUAGCUGCUCAUUUCAUGUUGUUGCAUCUUCUGUCCAAGGUUCAUGCUCGAGCAGAUGAUGUUGCCGUGGGGAAGCUCUCACUAAAUCUAAUAGGUUUAAGCAAAGAAAGUGUGUCUGUGUUUGGCACUAGACUUAGCCAAGCUGUCAAAAACCUCCUACCAUUCACACAUUGCAUACCUCUUACGCUGGAAUAUCUGAAUACUGCCUCUCUUGCCCCAAAAAAGGAUUAUCAAACAAACAGAUUGAUACCUGGAGUUCUGCAGCUACCUGAGGGCUCGCACUUAAUGGUUGAUGAAACCCAGCUAGAAUCAGGAACCCUCAACUCUAAUGGAAUUGAGAAUACAAAGUUGCUGAAAAAUCUAAUGGAGUUUCAGAAAGUGGAGUAUGACUUUCAGUACUAUAAAAUGGAAAUGGCAGCGGAUGUCCAGUUACUUAUUUUCUCUGAGGGGAAAUCUAACAUUGUACCUGCUGAUGUAGUCAUACCUUUCCAGCCUUCUUCUCUAGGAUCCUCUGAAAUACCGGUUGCAGAAGCAGUGGAAGCUUGGAGAUGGUACUUGGCUACUGUUAGAUCAUUACCACAUUCCAUCGGAUCAGAAAUGCAGAAGGAGGUAGAAGAUGAUUUGGUCGCCGCAAGGCAAGCAGAUCGGAGCUUGGGCAGUCAAGAUUUUAACCGAUGGUUGACAAUGGCCCGACUGGUGUCGACAAGUUUUGGUGAAACCAGUCUGUCGAUGGAACAUUGGCAAAUGGUAAAGGAAUUGGAGAGGCUGAGGAUGGAGAGACUCAAGUAGAAUCAAAGUCACCAGGUGGAGUCCAAAAUAAAGGGUUCAGCUAGAUGCUGGGUAUCCAUGACCAAUUUUUCUUUCUUUUCUUGCCCUCAAGUUCAAGAAAAGCAGGUUGCUGCAAUGUCUGUGUAGGCCAAUCAAAUGCAAUCUUCUUC